Molecule: messenger RNA, 2826 nt
Organism: Megachile rotundata (alfalfa leafcutting bee)
Lineage: Eukaryota; Metazoa; Arthropoda; Insecta; Hymenoptera; Megachilidae
Gene: ClC-b
Product: chloride channel protein 7
Biological process (GO): chloride transport; transmembrane transport
Cellular component (GO): intracellular membrane-bounded organelle; lysosomal membrane
Molecular function (GO): chloride transmembrane transporter activity
Source: RefSeq, a predicted model, not a curated record
CAUAAAAAUAACAGUCGCGUAAUACUUUCAACUUGCUGCAUUCAUUCUAGUCUCUAGUAUGAUAUUUUAUUUUUAUUAUGUUUAACGCAGAAAUGAUGUGGAAGCCUGAAAAUUUCUUAAUCGAUCAAGACAGGGAUUGUGUAUAUAUCUAUUCUGUAUCUCUUAUCAUAGUAUUAGUCACGUGGUUGCGGAUGGUGUUUCAUUUCCUCGUGUACAUUCAAUACGUAAUAACAGUGAUAUGUGACGAAUCAAAUUAAACAAUAGUCGUUUCACAGUCUAAUUCUUGAACUGCGAUUUAAGUGGCUGAAAAAAAAUGGCAACUUCACCAACGCAUGUGAACGUGUUAAUCAACAGUAGCAUCGAUGACAAUGUUGAUAGUUGUGUUGAUAACGAGGGUGACAGAGAGAGGCUAUUAAAACCAAGGAACAAUUUUGCGUCAUACUCGAACGAAAAUGUUGAAGUUAGAUUUCGGAGUAUCCACAAUCCUAGUAGCUUAUCAUGUGAAAGUAUCAUAGAGGCAGUUUCUAAUAAUCCAAGGAGACUCAAUACGGAAGAGAUAACUCCUGGAGCAACCAAUUUCUUAUCAACAAAUUACGAGAGUUUAGAUUAUGAUCCAUGUGAGAAUCACCUUCUUCAAGAUGAAGAAAGAAAAAAAGGAUACAAAUUUGUGGUAAAAAAAAAUUUUGCUAGAUGGUUUAUUUUCCUAUUAAUAGGUAUUUGCACAGCGCUUAUAGCAUCCUUUGUAAACAUUUCUAUUGAGGAAUUAACAAACAUAAAAUAUGGUUUUCUCAAAACUUAUGUAGAUAAAUGUGUGGAGGACAAGUGUCUAUGGUUACCAUAUCUAAUAUGGUUAGUCUUAAAUUUUGUACCUGUUUUAAUAGGUGCUAUUUUAGUAGCUUAUGUGGAACCUGUCGCUGCUGGCAGUGGUAUUCCACAAGUAAAAUGCUAUUUAAAUGGAAUAAAAGUACCUCGAGUUGUUCGUAUUAAAACACUAGCAGUAAAAACAAUUGGAGUAAUUUGUACAGUAGUGGGAGGCUUAGCUGGUGGAAAAGAAGGACCUAUGAUACAUUCUGGAGCUGUGGUGGCAGCAGGAAUAUCACAGGGAAAAAGUACCACGUUUAAAAAGGACUUUCAAAUAUUUAAGUAUUUUAGAGAGGAUCAUGAAAAACGAGAUUUCGUGUCAGGAGGUGCAGCUUCUGGUGUAUCUGCUGCAUUUGGAGCACCAAUUGGGGGAGUAUUAUUCAGUAUUGAAGAGGGAACUAGUUUUUUUAAUCAAAGCCUUACAUGGAGGACAUUUUUUGCUAGCAUGAUUACAACAUUCACGUUAAAUAUUAUUCUCAGCACGUAUCAUGGACGACCUGGUGACCUUUCCUAUCCAGGCUUACUAAAUCUUGGAAAGUUCGAAACGAUACCCUAUCAAAUUUAUGAAAUUCCUCUAUUUAUGUUGAUGGGAGCAACGGGUGGAGUUCUAGGUGCUUUUUGGAAUCAUCUAAAUUAUAAAAUUACCUGUUUUCGAUUAAAAUAUAUAAAGAAGAAAUGGUUGAAAGUAAUAGAAGCUCUUUUGGUUGCUGGAUUAAGUGCAACAAUGGGAUUCCUAAUGAUUUAUUUCAUAAACGAUUGUAAACCUUUAGGAAAAGACCCCACUAAAUUUCCCAUUCAGAUGUAUUGUAAUGAGGGUGAAUACAGCGCAGUCGCCGCUUUAUGGUUUCAAACCCCAGAAAGUAGCGUUCGGUCUUUGUUUCAUGAUCCAAAAGGUUCUCAUAAUGAUCUAACAUUAGCAAUUUUUGUGAUUCUAUACUUCUUUUUGGCUGUUGCUACCUUUGGUCUAUCUAUGUCCAGUGGACUUUUUAUACCAUCUCUCCUUAUUGGUUCAGCAUGGGGAAGAUUAAUUGGCUCGGGUCUUACAAGACUUUUCCCAAAUUGCAUUGUUUUAGUUCCGGGAAAAUAUGCUUUAUUAGGCGCAGCUGCUCAGUUGGGAGGAGUAGUUAGGAUGACAAUAAGUUUAACUGCUAUACUCAUAGAAGCCACUCAAGGCAUAUCUUUUGGUUUACCAGUUAUAAUAGUUCUUAUUAUGGCUAAAUGGGUUGGAGACUUUUUUAAUGAGGGCAUUUAUGAUAUUCAUACACAAAUGGCUGGGAUUCCCAUAUUAGCAUGGGAAGCCCCACCGUUAUCAAAUAACAUAUAUGCCAGUGAGAUAAUGAGUCAUCCAGUGGUGACAUUAAAAACAGUAGAAAAUGUGGGGCAUAUAUUGGAACUACUUAAAUGUGUAACAUUUAAUGGUUUUCCUGUAGUAGAUCCACCUAGUAGUGAUGAGACUGAAAUAAACUCUUACGGACGGUUCCGUGGUCUGAUCUUACGUUCUCAAUUAAUAGUGUUAUUGCAAAAUAAAAUUUUCAACGAGUAUGCCGAAUAUUGGGAGAAAUCUUUAAGUAUUAAAAUGUUCAGAAAGGAAUAUCCUAGGUAUCCGACUAUUGAACAAGUCACCAUCUCUGAAGAAGAAAAAACUUACAUGAUUGAUCUAAGACCGUUUAUGAAUCCUUCUCCAUACACAGUAAAACAUUCUGCAACACUGCCUCGCACGUUUAGACUUUUUAGAGCUUUAGGUCUCCGCCAUUUACCGGUAGUGAAUGACACGAACGAGGUAAUUGGAAUUAUUACGCGAAAAGAUGUAGCUAGAUUUAGGAUAUGGAAACAUAGAGGAAGAAUGGGAUUAGAUGAACUUUUAAUCACUAAUAAAAUUUAAUUUUUACUUUUUUAUAUAAAUAUACAAUGACAGUUUACUAAAAAAGAUUUGACGAAAUAUUAUAAUAAUACAUAUAUUAUAAU